AAUUAUCACGAUGCUUUUUCUCUCUCUCCCUAUGGAUUCUUCUUCUUCUUCUUGUCUCCCCCUCUCUCUCCCAUCAUCAUCUAUUCCUAUUUGCAAAAAUAAAAGGACCUGCAAAUUAACCCACGGCCCAAAAACAGAAACAAAGAAAUCAACAGAACCAGAAUUACCAUAUGAAGCAGAGCACAAUCCAUCACUUCCAAUCUCAAUUUUUCUGGGAAAAAAACCGCAAAUUGUAAAUUAACAGAAAGACAAGCAACGUGGUUGUCGUGGUUGGAGUGGAGGGCCUUCGAAUCGAUGCCGACUCGUUGACGUAGUUGAACUCGAAGUCUUGGAUGGUUGGAAGUGUUGUCGGCGGUGGUGGAGUUGAAGAGACCGAGGUACUGGCUGUUCCUGCAAUUGUGAAGAGGAUCUUGCAUAACAAUUUCUCGGGCUUGUUCUUCGGGUUGCCUUUCACCAAACCGAACCCGGAUUUCGUGCAAUCUGUUAAGACCCAGUUUUCGCCCGAGAGCAAGUUGUUGCUCUUUUGCCAGGAAGGGCUCAGGUCUGUGGCUGCUGCAAGAAAAUUGGAGGGAGCUGGUUAUCAAGAUAUAGCCUGCAUAACAUCAGGCCUCCAGUCUGUGAAGCCUGGUGAAUUUGCCCUUUGCUUUAGAAAUGAUGAUAUAGAGCAACAAAAUCUGUCUUACAAUGAUGGGACAUUCGAUUUUGUUGGUUCAACCGAGCUGCAAAAUGCAGGAAAAGCUAGAUUGGUUACUGGCUGGGCGGAGGGGAGGUCCACACCCACAAAAGAAAUGCACAACAUUGUCUCCAAACUCUUCCUCCUCGCCUUCCUGGCAGCACCACCCAUGGCCGCCGCUAACCACGGCGGCUCAGCCGGGGGAAGCAUAAUCCGGUCCACCUGUGCCGCUACACUGUACCCCGAACUCUGCAUUUCCACCGUCGAGCUCAAUCUCCCCACGGCCGCAGUCGAGAGCAGCCGGGACGUGCUGGCGGCCGCACUCGAUCACACGAUCCGCGCAGUCGAGCGCAACCGUCUCACCAUCCGAAAAUCCGCCCGCCUCAUCAGCAGCAAUCCCGUGGGCCUCCCGUCCCGGGCCCUCAACGACUGCCUUGAGAUGGCGGAAUUGGCGCUAGACGAGCUCCGGGCCGCGGCCAACCGACUCGAGAACCUCGAAAAAUCGAGAGCUAUCGACGACGUGCUGACGUACCUGAGCGCGGCGAUGGCGAACCAGCUGUCGUGCGUCGACGGGCUCCCGCCGCGUGGGUCCCUCGCGCGCGACCACAUGCACGUCUUCCGCCUCGUCAGCAAUCUGCUGGUGAUGGUAAGAAGUGUUCCGGGCCGCGGAGCCCUGGGCCGGUGGCCCGGACGGGCCAGAUGGCCCGACUGGCUAUCGGAUGGGGACAGGCGGAUGUUGGUGGCGUCGGAGGUGACGCCUAAUGUGACGGUGGCGGCAGAUGGGAGUGGGGACUAUGUGACGGUCGGGGAGGCGGUGGAGAUAGCCCCACAUAAGAGCGACGAGAGGUACAUUGUUCGGAUAAAGAGCGGAGUUUAUCGGGAAAACGUGGAGAUCCCGAGCAAUAGGUGGAACAUGAUGUUCGUCGGGGACGGGGAGGGGGAGACGAACACGGCAGGCCCGUCCAACCACCAGGCCGUGGCCCUACGCGUGAGCGCCGACUUCUCCGCCUUCCACCAGUGCACCAUGUCGGCCUACCAAGACACCCUCUACACCCAUUCCCUCCGUCAGUUCUACUCCGCGUGCACGAUCUUCGGCACCGUCGACUUCAUCUUCGAUCGAGGUGCCGCAGUUCUGCAGGACUGCGACAUCUGGGUCCGUCGACCCAACCCGGGCCAACGCAACAUGGUCACUGCCGACGGGCGGGCCGACCCGGGCCAAAACACCGGGAUCGUCAUCCAGGGUUGUCGGAUCCAGGCCGACAACGACUUGAGGCCCGUUCAGGCCCAGUUCCCGACAUACUUGGGCCGGCCGUGGGGCCAAUACGCAAGGACGGUGGUCAUGCAGACGGAGAUAUCGGAUGUCGUGUGGCCCGAGGGGUGGUAUAGGUGGAACAAUAGCAAUUAUGGGCUCAACACUUGCUUUUUCGCCGAGUAUGAAAAUACGGGAGAUGGUGCCAACACGUCCCAUAGGGUUACGUGGCACGGGUUUAGGGUGCUGGCGGGGGAUGAGGAGGCAGAGCCUUUCACGGCGGCAGAAUUUAUUGCCGGCGGGGAGUGGCUGCCGGAUACGGGCUUCCCGUUUUCACUCGGGCUUUGA
Molecule: messenger RNA, 2270 nt
Organism: Striga asiatica
Lineage: Eukaryota; Viridiplantae; Streptophyta; Magnoliopsida; Lamiales; Orobanchaceae
Source: the annotation of a GenBank genome assembly